Labrus bergylta (ballan wrasse) is the source of this 2352-nucleotide messenger RNA. The record is from RefSeq and is a predicted model, not a curated record. Lineage: Eukaryota; Metazoa; Chordata; Actinopteri; Labriformes; Labridae.
AUGGUGGCCCAACUGCUAGGACUGGCAUUUCUUUUCCUCCAAUGUACAUGUACUGAGGCCACUUCUACGACUUAUGUGAAGAUCAAUCACAACUGGGAGGUGGUGUACCAGGACACCAGUGUGUAUGGGGUAGUGGGCAAAGCUGUGAUCCUGGAGUGCGGGGCCACUUUACCUGACAUGUACAUAUGGAGCUUCACCAAGCCAGGCACUGAAGCUAUAAAAGCUGUGGUGUAUAAUUUGGGCAAAGGAACGAGGAUCCAGAAGCUGGCAGAGACACUUGGAAAGAUCACAAUCAUCUCAAACAGCGCAGCUGUGAGCAUCGAGAACCUGCCUGUGGCCGCUCAUGGCCUGUUCACCUGCCAGGCCUUCUAUGACAUCGAGCUAGAGCCCAAAGUCUACUACUACUACGUGCACCUCACUGUCCGAAUUCCAAUCACAAGGCCCUUCCUGCUGAUGAGUGAUGCAUCUCCAGUGGAAGGCUCUACGAUGUGGAUGCGCUGCAAUCUUGAAAAUGGGACUGGACCAAUCCAGUAUGUGUGGCAACAUGAAACCCGUGGUGGCAAUAUCACAACCUUUGCACACAGCAACACCAGUGUUAUUAACGUGACAAAUGUCAACCGUAACCACUCUGGCUGGUACCGCUGUGUGGCCAGCAAUGCUGUCAACAGCGAGAGCUCCAACCGGUUACUGCUGGAAACCAUCUUUGGCCCGGACAUUCCUCAGAUCGACGUGUCUCCAUACACAAUAACAGAGCGAGGAUAUUCAGCUGUGGAAAGAGAGACAGUUUCUUUACUGUGUCAAGCCCAGUCGAACCCAGCCAGUCAAUACGUCUGGUUCCACAACAACUCCCAGGUCUACGCCGGGCCACAUUAUACCAUCACUAAGAUCUUCCGCAUGCACACCGGCGACUACGCCUGCUUGGCACAGAACACUUACCUCAACACCCGCUCCAAAAAAUCCAUCAGCCUGACUGUCUACUACCCACCAGAUGGCUCCCCAUCCUGUUCUGUGGAGCCGACUCUCAAUCACACCUCUCUGAGACUCCUCUGCUCCUGGUCCGGGGGUUUCCCCUCCCCCAACCUCCACUGGACCGGGGACCUGCAUCGAGUGGCACAAAACGAGUCUGACACAGGGCAGCAAAACAUUCCCCCUGCAGAGCCAGUGUGUUUUGCCUACAUAACUAACAACAGAAAGUAUCUGCUGCUUUCCUGCUCCUGGGAUGGGGGAACCCCAAAGGCCUUGGUGUGGUGGGAGGGCCCGGGGGGACAGGGGAACGGUGGGGAAGAAAACUCAAACAUCUUGAUCCUCCGCUAUGGCACUGCUCAAGAGGCUCCUGUACUGCUGACGCAGCGCAAAGUCGUGUCAGUGUACGAGGGCAGUGAUGUCCAGCUCACCUGCAAUCUUAGAGCCAACUACCUUCCUGUCAGUGAAAUCACCUGGUUUAACAAUCAGGGUGUGGACGUCCGAGACACCUCCAAGUACAGGCUGCAAAGAACAUCUGCAUGGGCAAAUCUGACAGUGAGAGACACACAUGAGAAUCAAGACAGCGGCGAGUACAGAUGCUCCACAUCCAAUGCAGUGGGAGGAACUGAAAUCAAUGUCACUCUUGUGGUCAAGAGACACCCCAUGCCACCCAAUGUGACCCUGGUAAAAGUGGAGUACAAUGGCCGACAACGUAACGAGGUGGAGCUGGAGUGGCUGGUAGAGAGUGAAGAAGAAAGCGGCUGGACAGGUUUCAUCCUGGAGCACCGAUGGAUGUCAGAGCAACCAGGAAGGAGAGGCGGCAGCAAUGACUCAAAAGAGGAGACAAAGUCGAAGAUCGGUCCACUGGUCUGGUACCAGAACAUCAUCCAGGACCCAGAGGUCAGGAGACAGACAGUAGGGAGACUGACACCAACUGAGACCUACCAGUUCCGCAUCACACCUGUCAACCACCGCACCGUCGGACACCCUUCUUCAGCAAAGUCUCCAGGUAUAGUUGCAGCGGAACCGAGCUCCAAUGUCCUACCUGCUGUAAUCGGAGCAGCUUUUGGCGGGAUGCUCUUGGCAGCCUUCCUCACGUUGCUGCUACUCAUCUUCAUUAUCCGCAACCGCAACAACAAUCCACGACUGCAUGACUUGCUGUUUGGUUUGCAUCACAGUCAGUCGAGGGAAAAUAUCAACUUCCCGGAGGAUGAAGUGGUGGCCGGGUCAGAGGGUGGGAUAGAGGAGAUUGGUGGAUCAGCCAGUUCCGGUCCAACUAUGGCUUUACCACGGGCGUCUUCCCCCCUCACCACCACACCGGUCCCUCCCCCUGGAGAUGACAAUGAGCCUGUUAAUGUCACCAUCACAGUCCAGGCUAUCGGCUCAUAG